AUGCCUCGUGACUUCACCGAGAUGGUAGGGGUCGGUGUACAACUUGAAGAAGGAAUAAAGGAGGGAAGAGUGGCAAGUGAUAAUUAUGCAUUUGCUAGUAGUACCAAAACGUUUGGUGGAUGGAAGAAAAAUAAAGAAGGAGAUCCUAAUGCUGCUUCCCACCAUAGACCAAGAAAUAUAAGACAACAAUAUCAACCAGCUGCCCAAGCAGCUCCAGCUCCGCAAGUGCAACAACCCAUGCCAAGCUACUAUCAACAACCCUCGGUGGUUGCAAUGGCACCAGGGGAACCUAUGAUUUGCCGCAACAAUAUCAUCCUUAUCCACAAUAACCACCGCCUCAGUAUCAACCGCAACGACAACAACAACAACAACAACAGCAAAGACAACAAACAUCUACAUCUUCUACUCAACAAAAUCCACGUCCUUCAAAUACUCAAUUCCAAAAAGCGUGCCGCACCACCAGUUCCUGACAAGUUGCCUAGACGGUAUAACCCUAAUGAACAUUAUGCUUUCCACUCUAACGCACCUGGGCAUGACACUGAAAAUUUCUUCGUAUUUAAGGGAAAAGUUCAAGAACUUGUGAGAUUGGGGUUGAUUAAGUUUGGUGAUAUGCCAAAUGUGGAAACCAACCCAUUUCCUGAGCAUGGGGCAGUGAAUAUGGUUACUGAAGAUGAGAACUUGAUUAUGGAUGUCGUGAAAGUAAAGACUUUGUUGGUGCAUGUGCACCUCAAGGUGUUCAAGGUUAGUGGAAAGAAGAAGAACGAUGAAGUAUUUGUCAUAGUGUUUGUCUUUAAAAAGCCAAAAGCUUUUAAGAUAUUUUGUCCAUGCAGGGAAGGUACGCCUUCUGUCAUCUCUGCUAAGUGCUUAGACAUCAAAAUGUCAGCUCCUUUUCCCUACAAAUCUGAUAAAGUUGUACCAUGGGGAUAUGAACCCACUACCACCCUGAAUGGUGUUGAGAAACCAUUGGUUAACAACAAAGUUGUCACCAAUAUUGCCGAUGCAAGCGCUCCCACGAGAAGCGGUAGGGUUUUUGCUCAUGUUAAUCUUAGAAGUGGUAAGUGUGUGGUCGGGAGGCCCGACAAAGAUAAGGCUCCAUUGGUCAUUCCUAAGAGAAAACCCGUACAUGAUGUGGAUGCUGAAGAAUUUUUGCGCAUGAUACGAAAGAGUGAUUAUAAGGUGGUGGAUCAACUUCUUCAAACCCAAUCGAAGAUAUCGGUUUUGUCUUUGCUCUUAAAUUCUGAAGCGCACUACAGAGCUCUGUUGAAAGUCUUGGGGAAAAGCCUACAUAAACCCAGAUGUCACGGUUGA
This is a messenger RNA of Lathyrus oleraceus (garden pea), 1308 nucleotides long. RefSeq lists its product as uncharacterized. The record is from RefSeq and is a predicted model, not a curated record. The coding region runs from base 1 to 1308 and encodes 435 amino acids. NCBI's taxonomy places the organism in Eukaryota, Viridiplantae, Streptophyta, Magnoliopsida, Fabales, Fabaceae. The transcript is spliced from 4 exons.